This is a messenger RNA of Durotheca rogersii, 2014 nucleotides long. RefSeq names its product WLM-domain-containing protein. The coding region runs from base 91 to 1296 and encodes 401 amino acids. The record is from RefSeq and is a predicted model, not a curated record. NCBI's taxonomy places the organism in Eukaryota, Fungi, Ascomycota, Sordariomycetes, Xylariales, Xylariaceae. The transcript is spliced from 3 exons.
AUCCUUUCAUUUCUUGUUCAUCAGCUCUAAGGGAUUGAUUCCGCUCUUGUCCGAGCUUUCUUCUUCUAAAACGCACGACUCGUCGACAACAUGGGAGAGAUAGAUCCCUUGAUUCUCUCGUAUUCGCACUUGGUGAAUUUCCCGCGCGAGAAGGAGGCGCUGCAGACCCUGAAGAAGGUGUCCUCCCUCGUGAAGCCGAUCAUGAGGGCGCGAGGCUGGAGGGUUAACCAGCUGACCGAGUUCUACCCCGACCAACCGAAUCUACUAGGCCUGAACGUCGGCGGCGGACAGAAGAUCUGCCUGCGACUCCGGUACGCGAGCGACUCGAGCCUGUUCAUGUCCACGGAGGCGGUGCUCGACACGAUGCUCCACGAGCUCGCGCACAUCGUCCACGGGCCGCACGACGACAAGUUCCACGCGCUGUGGAACCAGCUGCGCGACGAGCAGGACGCGCUCGUGCGCAAGGGGUACACGGGCGAGGGGUUCCUGUCGGCGGGCCGGCGGCUGGGCGGGCAGCGGAUCCCGCGGCACGAGGCGCGGCGGCUGGCGCGGGCGGCGGCGGAGGAGCAGCAGCAGCAGCAGCGACAGAAGAAGAAGCAGAGCGCGGGGCCGGGCCAGCGGCUGGGCGGCGCGGCGCCGCGGCCGGAGCAGGACAUCCGGCGGGUGAUCGCGGCGGCGGCGGAGCGGCGGCGCGCGACGCUGCGCGGGUGCGGGAACGGCGGGGGGACGGAGGCGGAGCGGCGGCGGCUGGCGGAGGCGGCGACGCGCGGCGGGCGCCGGACGCGCGCCGACGACGACACGGCGAACGACGCGGCGAUCGCCCAGGCGCUGUGGGAGCUCGUGCAGGAGGAGGAGCGCGAGCGCCUCGGCGACGCGUACGUGCCGCCGCGCGCGGGGCGGUUCUGGGAGGAGCAGGGGCAGGAGCAGCAGGAGGAGGCGGCGGCGGCGGAGAGGAGCGGUGGUGGUGGCGGUGGUGGGACGCAGAUCCGGGGCGCGCCCCCCGAGAGCCGGACCCCCCCCGCCUGGGCCUGCCCCGUCUGCACGCUCGAGAACCCGGCGGCGCUCCCGCGCUGCGACGCCUGCGAGUCGCCGCGCCCCGAGCGCGCGAGGCGCCCGCCGCCCGUGAUCGACCUCACGCGGUCGCCGCCUCGCGCACCCUCGCGCACGACGGGGGCGGGGGCAGGGGCUGGGGCGACGCGGCCGGCGACGUGGACGUGCGCGGCCUGCGGGCGCGUCCGCGCCAGGGAGUGGUGGUCGUGCGACCGCUGCGGCGCGAUCAAGACCUCGUCGAGGUGAAGACGGGGACGCGGCGGGCCGGCGUGAGGUUGCGUCCCGGUACGCGGUAUGCAGAGUGUGCGGGUACCUACGUUCGCGGCGUCGUCCGGGCGGCUGGCUUGGCGGGCGGGGGGGUGUCUGAUGACGAGAAUGACUUGGGUGCGAUGCUUUUCCGUUACUCGGUGCUGUCUCUCUGCCCUUAGGUGAGCGGGGCCGUAGGGGAGGGCCCGGCGCGGUGCGGAGCGGACGCACGGUGCGCGCUAGCCGCCGGGCGAGUAAGUCUAGUAGUUACUAUGAGUAAGCGCAAAUAAACUACCUACUGUUCCCUCUCUCUCUCCGGAAUGAUGUCCCCUCGACGUAAGCCUGCGUAUACGGACGCGUACGCCGCUCUUUCUCCCUUGAUACCUACCAUGGGAUCAGUCUACCUACGCUAAGGUGGGAGGAGGGCUGGGGAGGGCCUCCUUCGCCCCCCUUCACCCCCCCCGGGGCCGUUACGUCGACUUACUCAUACCUGCAUGUGUUGUCGAGCACCUGACUUCCUAGUUCGCGGGCCUAGCAGGGGGGGGGUCGCUGUAAAGGUUCGGCCGCGACGGCUUCACCGGCUGCUAGCAGGCCCUUUUAACGCCUGCAGGUGACGGCAGGGCGCUGCGGCUGCUGAGCUUGUCGCUGGCUAUUUCGCUCUGCGGGCCCGACUAGGGAUGUAUGCUACGAACGUAUGCCAUGAGUGCCUACUGUGAAC